AUGGCUGUGGGCCUGCAGGUUGUGGGUCUGAUUCUGGGCGUGCUGUCGUGGUGCCUGCAGUCCAGCUGCACCUCCUCCCAGCUGUGGAGGGUGAGGAGCCAGGCGGAGUCGGUGACCAGCAGCCAGCGGCAGUUCGAGGGUCUGUGGAUGAGCUGCGCCGCCACGUCCAUGGGCUCCAUCCAGUGCAGCCGCUUCAAGACGCUGCUGGGCCUGCCUGCUCACCUGCAGGCCUGCAGAGCCCUGAUGAUUCUGUCCCUGCUGCUCGGCCUGGCCUCCAUCAUCGUCUCCAUCCUCGGACUCAAAUGCACAAAGAUCGGCCGGACGUCGGAUCGGGUCAAGGACCAGCUCGCCCUGAGCGGAGGGAUCCUGUUCAUCCUGUCUGGAACCUUCACUCUGAUCGCAGUAUCCUGGUAUGCAGGUCGAAUAAUCCAGGAGUUCUAUGACCCGUUAUACCCAGGAGUCCGGUUCGAGCUGGGGUCUGGGCUGUACCUGGGCUGGGCCGCCUCCACUCUGGCCUUGGUGGGAGGAGCCAUGCUGUGUUGCUCCUACAGGAGGACCUCCUCCUCCUCCUUCUCUCCUCCUGCUCGUCACUUCUCGUAUUACUCGUCUGGCAGUGGAGGACCGAACAUCUACCGGGCAGCGCCUCCCUCCGACAUCAGCUCCAAGUCCUACGUUUGAGCCCCAGAGAGGACUUCAGGGGUUCCGGGCAGGGCCCUGGAGGGGGGGCAGGGCCCCCAGGGUCCAGCAGAGGACACAUCCAGGUUUCUAUUGAACUGAAGCAGAUUCAACACCAUCAUCAUCUUCAUCACCAGCACUGUUCCCGAUUGAUUCUGAAUGGAGACACUGACUGCAGUUCACUGUUGAACCACCAGAGGGAGACAAACUAUUAACAAAGUGUUCUAAAACAAGUGGCGCAAACUUCAACUCCCAGGAUGCACCGCUCCCAGAACCUGCAGGGAAAUGAAACCUGGAGCAGAGAAAAAGUUGAUAUUUUAAUAAAUUGUAAGGAGAAAUGAAAAUCCGUAGAAAAUUGUGUGUAAUCCUGCCUUCAUAUACGAAUGAAAUGUGGUAAAUGUAAACAUGAUUUUUAUUGAUGAAACUGUUUUUCAUUCCAGUUUGUUUUUGACUCUAUUCUGCCAUCAUGUUUUUAAUUUACAG
Messenger RNA from Salarias fasciatus (jewelled blenny), 1158 nucleotides. RefSeq names its product claudin-1-like. Gene Ontology annotation, molecular function: structural molecule activity. The record is from RefSeq and is a predicted model, not a curated record. Gene Ontology annotation, cellular component: bicellular tight junction; membrane. Bases 1 to 678 code for a protein of 225 amino acids. NCBI's taxonomy places the organism in Eukaryota, Metazoa, Chordata, Actinopteri, Blenniiformes, Blenniidae. The transcript has 5 exons.